Molecule: messenger RNA, 1668 nt
Organism: Zymoseptoria tritici IPO323
Lineage: Eukaryota; Fungi; Ascomycota; Dothideomycetes; Mycosphaerellales; Mycosphaerellaceae
Exons: 8
Molecular function (GO): copper ion binding; oxidoreductase activity
Source: RefSeq, a predicted model, not a curated record
GGUGCAGAUGGAGGCCGCUGGCGUCCUGGAUUCGUAUGCAACGGCGAAUCCCCGUGUCCGACUCUCAAUGCGAGGGAGGGGGAUCAGAUUGAGCUCCAUACUACCAAUGAUCUGCCAACACAGCUGUCGAUCCACUGGAGUAACACUGACCACCUAUGCAGGUUUGAGAACGACGGUACAGGCGGCCUCAACCAAUGGGCAAUGCUUCCUCGUAGCAACUGGACUUCGCAUUUUGACACAAGCGGACACUGGGGCUUGAACUGGUAUGCUGAUCACACGGGCGCAGGGGUUGCGGAUGGUGUCUACGGGACCGUCUGGACCGCACCAUCGCCUUCCCGACCGCGUCCGUACACAUUGAUCGCGGGAUCUCCUGUUCAUGUCCGUCUGAUCCAAGAAGCAGAGGAUGACAUACAGCACAUGGUUUUAUGGAAUUCCGACUUCCGCACCGCGGACUGGAAGAUUCAGAAAAUGAAAGCCAAGGGAACUGGACUGUCGUGCUACAAGUCUAUCCUGGUCAACGGCAAGGGCCGUGUGUUCUGCAAGAAUCCCAACUACAAUACUAUCGAUGGACACGAGCUCGACGAUGCUGGAUGCGCCGUGACGCCCGGCAUCGAGCCCGAUGCCUGUACGCCAUCUUUGGCUGAUUUCACGGUGAUUGAAACCCAUGGCAAGGAGUACAUCAUGCUCAACCUCAUCAACGUUGGCUUCGAACACGCACUGAAGUGGAGUGUUGACAAUCAUCGAGUCUGGGUCGUCGCGAACGAUGCUGGGUUCAUUGAGCCACAAUUGGUCGAUACCGUCUACAUCACCAACGGAGCACGCGUGACCGUGCUGCUCAAAUUGGAUCAAGAUCCAGACGAUUACGCUAUCCGUAUCGCUUCUACCAGCAAGCUGCAGAAUCUGGAAGGCUAUGCCCUCCUGCGCUACCCGGCAAAACGCUAUCCAAUUUACGGCCAGCCAAUGGCUCUUCCUUCCAUCAGAGCCAACACCAAGACUUGUCUCAAUCCUGAUAGCUCAGUUCCUCACGGGUGCCACGAAUUUGACGAGUAUACUGCCCGUCCAUUCCCAGCUCAGAUCCCAGACAAGACAAGCAACAAGACGUUGCUCUGGACAGCGGGAAGUCAGCCUUCCAAGUACGAACAACACGUCACAGAAUAUUAUGUGAAUGAGAAGCCCUGGCAACUCUUCCGUGCCGCUAUGGAACCAGUCUACUUUACCAAAGAUGCAGCCAGCGUGGCCAAGCCUAUCCAGGCGGGUCUCCCCAUCGGCACCGUUGUGGACUUGAUCGUGCAAAACACCCUCAACGAGACGAUUCCACUUUACAAGCACGGCAACCCAACCUUCCAUCUGGGUUCGCGAGCUUUCGAAAAGUUCGAAUGGAGCUCCAUUCAGGAUGCGCUUGAGCACCAUGCCGAUAUUAACAUCAACGAUCCGGCUCUUGCUGUCGUGCACGACCUUCCCCCACUUGGUUGGUUGGCCAUUCGCUGGAGAGUCACACUGACGGGCGCGACUAUGUUCCACGCAGUCAAAUUGCGCUAUUUUGCGCUUGGUAUGGCCGCUCCCAUGCUCGAGGGCAUCGAGACCUCGGUCAGGGGGUCCGUCUCUGAAUAUGCUAAGCAUCAACCUCACGUGAUGUUUGAACCUGGCAAUGAUGGUGUGUUUGGAUGA